This is a messenger RNA of Symbiodinium sp. CCMP2592, 3633 nucleotides long. Lineage: Eukaryota; Dinophyceae; Suessiales; Symbiodiniaceae. The record is from the annotation of a GenBank genome assembly.
AUGACCUCUCUUACCGAGAGCCGAGCGGCCUUCGAGGAUCGUGCGGCCGAGGUCGGAUUGUCUGCCGACGACAUCGCGGCCCUCACUGGAUCCGGCAUCCACAGUCUAGCCCGUCUAGCUUUUGCGGCAGUGCCGCCAGGGGCUACGCCUUCCAAUGAUCAGGUCCGCGAGCUUUUUGGUACUCGAGUAAUCAACGCUGGUGUCGUCGCUGCCACAAAGCGACUGAUCUUUGAGGCUCACACGAUGGUUGUUGCAGAUCUUAAGCAGAAAGUUGAAAAAGGGGAUGAUCCAACAUCCCAGCGACUGAAUCCUGCUGAGCGCGAAGCUCGCAUCACAAGGCAGCGGGCCCGGCUCACAGGGUUAACGCACCGUGGAGUGGAAGAGGUCGCAUUCGAGGCGUACAAUUUGGUGUACGGCAUGUUGCAACAAGACACGCUUGUGUACCAGCAUCCAAACAAAUUCACCACGCGUCAGCAUGAACUUCAGCUUAAGAAGGCGGUGAAGGAGGUUUCGUUGGAUGGGAGUGGCUCCUUGACAGUGCGAGACAAGCCGCAGCAGGCCACAUGUGAUACCCACGGAGAGCUGGAGCUGGUUCAAGCGCUCCGCCGAAGGGCGCUCGCAUUCGACCUCGUAGGCUGCUGCUCUUACGAUGCUAUGAACAUGUAUCAUAGCCUGCUCAUCCAGCGAGUCCAGGACGCGCCGCCGCCUAACUACGCAAAGGUUUGUGUGGUUCAGGCACUCCGCGCUGACAGAGCGGCUUUCACGAGGAUCGCUGAGAAGGUGCGUAGCCUGAAGACAGGCGCGGAUGGGGUCCGUCCAUUGGACCGUGCCUUCGAGAACAUUCUCGAUGACACACAUGUCAGCUUUCAUCUUCUGCCGCUUGCCAUUCCCGAAAAACCUAAGCACCCGCCGCCUCCGCUCAAAAGGAAGGUCGAGGAUCAGCAGGCCGAUGACAAAGGGAAUAAGCCAGGUAAGAAGGGCAAAGGCACAGGGAAAGGUAAGAAAGGUGGUGCUAGGCUGCGUGUGCCGAAGGAGUUGAUUGGAAAGUGGAGCCAGAACAAAGAUGGUGAACGCUUGUGCUGGGCAUUUAAUAUGCAGUGCGGCUGUGGAGACGCCGCCCCGGGGAGCGCAUGCUCGCGCGGGAGCAUCACAAGAAAAGCGGCGCUUGAGGGCCUGGGGCCCCUGAGCUUCGGACUGGGAAGGAGCGAGUGUCCUUCCUUGGUUUGCUCAGGGGCCGGGAGGUUCACUGCGGCUCUUCGUGCAUGUGGAAUGAAAGAUUCUUUUGCUGUGGAUGCGCGGGUCGAGGGAGCUGUGUGUCCUAUUGUAUCACUGGACCUUAGCACUGCUGAGGGCCAAAAACACUUCCUUUCGCUUCUUAAUGAGCCUAACCUGGUCUAUGUGCACAUGUCACCGCCGGCUGGUACUGCCACUCGCGGUGCCGGGCUUCGUGAUGACUUGCAUCCGCAUGGGCUUCCUUCCUUGAGAGGUGCAGACAAAGUUCGGGUCAACCAGGCCAACCGCUUGUUCGAAUUUUGUGCUCGUGCCUGCAAGAUAAUGUACAUGCGAGGGAUUUUAUUUUCAGUUGAAGGGCCUCUUCAGUCAUUUUUGUGGGCCACCAAGUGGUGGCGAGAUUUCUUCACAGACGUACCAAUUUUCGCCACAACCUUGCACCAGUGCAUGUUUGGCCACUCCCGAAAGAAGGCGACCCUGUUGGUGCACACACUGCCUGCCUUCCUUUGCCUUCAACGCACUUGCGACGGCAAGCAUUCGCACGCUUCUUGGGAUUUCGCUAAGUCCUCUGCCGAGCUUAGUUAUCCUUGGGCUCUCGCACGAGAGAUGUCCACUUUGCUGCGAAAACAAUUGCUUGAUCUGGGUUGUGCCGACGCGCCGCAGUCCUUGCACGAGCUUGAUAACCUAGUGACCGGAGCCCGCGUGUAUUCCGGAGUUCAGGCCAGCAAACGCGUCUUGCCAUUGGUCUCAGAGUUCAAAAACCGGGUCAUGGUUUCAGGGUGUUGCGAUCCCGCUUGUGUCAGUGGCCUUGAGCGCCGGAAAGUCCUAACGGAGGAUUGGACUCCCCCUGCCGGGUCCACUCUGUCGGUGGACCUGCUCUCCAUUCCUGCUGGAAGCAAGGUCCUUAGCAUCUCCACACAAGGGGUGCAGCCAGAUGCCGAAGGGGUAGGUUUAGCGAGUGCGGGAGUGUUGGCGCAACCACCGCCUGCCGAUGCGCAGAAAUGUGAACAUCUAGCUUACGAAAUUAUGUCGCGCCGCCAGCCUGGUGAGCUCACGGCCGAUGACAUGUUCGAAGUCCUGUCACAGACACCCGAAGUCCUUCCAGCCAGGGCCCGAGGUAUCCAAACGGAGGACUCUCACCAGUGGUUCUCCGGAGGCUACAGCCAUGGUCCAAUGGUCGGUGUCCGAAACUCAACUCUGCGCUGCCCUUGGACCACCGCCUUGGCAUGCCGGUAUGUACGCGAGCAGGCUCCGUGGCACAGGUUUGGAGCGAUAGCAUUCACGGUGAACCUUCUGGCUGAGCCACAUGUGGAUGCUCAUAACGACCCUAACUCUAACAACCUUGUGCUGCCUAUUACGUCGUUCAAACGAGGUGGCCUGUGGCUUGCUGACAAAGCAGGCAGCUCGCCGAGGACCAUAGACGGCACACGAGUGAUGGGCACGGUGCUUUCCUUUGACGGCGGGGGAAUUUGCUUCAACCCACGUGUGCCUCAUGCGACUGAGCGCUGGGAAGGAGAUCGUGCUGUACUAGUUGCAUUCCUCCCGGGAGGUUUGGACGAGCUCGAGCAAUGUGACCGGGCGAUCAUGGACGAGCUCGGCUUCGUCACAUCUGCUUGUGCCACUGCCAAUGCAGCCUCACAGCCCGUGAAGUUUACAGCUGAGUUUGGUGUCAGGUGGUCGCCCGAGGAGUUCGUCGAGCAGGAUGCCGAGCACGCUGACCAAGGCCUCUUCAACGACUUAGUGCAAGGGUUCGACCUAGUUGGUAAGUUGCCUGAAAGUGGAUUCUUCAAGAAGAAAUUCAGACCAGCCAGCAUGCUCGAAGCAGACUUGCGACAAGGUGCUGAUCGUGCAAGGGAAGCCACUCUGGCGACUGUUGGGCCAGCGGAUGAUCCUGUCAUCGACGAAGGUGUGCUGCAAGCGACCCUUAAGGAAGUAGACGCCGGUGUAGUCGAGGGACCCAUAGACCCCAGCACGCUUCCGGAGGGAGCCACGCUGACCCGCCGUUUUGGUGUGGUUCAGGGAGAGGUUGAUGGCGCGCCCAAGGUGCGGCCAAUCGAUAAUUAUAGGGCCUCUAGAGUUAAUGCUGCAGUGACGCAAUCGGAGCAAGUCACGGUCCACACUCUUGACGUGGUGGCGGGCAUGAUUUCGUCUUGGCUAGCCCGCGCCAAGGCCCAUCGUGUCCGGUCUGCGAUGAAUGCCAAAACGUGGGACCUUAAGGCUGCGUAUAAACAACUGCCUCUCAGUGACACCGCAUUUGCUCGAGAUGCCUACUUCGUGAUCUACGACCCAAGGAGCCAGAAGCCCGCUGUGUUCAAGCAGCGGGCUCUCCCUUUCGGAUCGCGAGCUUCAGUUACGGCGCAGUUACGGCGUUCAUCAGAUGCGCAGUGGCCGUCUGGACGGUAG